AUGCAGAUCUUCAAAGCAGCCAUCUUACUUGUCUCCUCGAUUGGCUCCAAGGUAGCUCUUGGAUGUUACGCUGGUUUUGAGAAGGGUUGCGCUUUCAAACCGGACUACGCCAGUGACUAUUCGGCCGUUAGAACUCCAUGCAGCCAUCAGCUGCAGUUUGAAGUCUGCUGCCCCGCUGGUGUUCUACAGCAACAUAUCAGGAGAAAGGAAUUGGUUCCCUUGGGAUGCAAAGUCAACAGCUAG
Puccinia graminis f. sp. tritici CRL 75-36-700-3 is the source of this 243-nucleotide messenger RNA. RefSeq lists its product as uncharacterized. The coding region runs from base 1 to 243 and encodes 80 amino acids. The transcript is spliced from 3 exons. Lineage: Eukaryota; Fungi; Basidiomycota; Pucciniomycetes; Pucciniales; Pucciniaceae. The record is from RefSeq and is a predicted model, not a curated record.